CGUCAGUGGUUGUUCGGAUGACUCAACUGUAUUGUUCACUGUCAAAAAUACAAAUAUUUACCACCACGAUGUCACAACCUGACGCCGCAAACUCCAGCGCAAUUAUUGGCGGGAAAUUGGUCAAAAUCGACGAGGAAUGGAAAUUCGACGCUAUUCAAGCACUAAUACGUGACUGUCCAGGUCUAAAUACUGGCCAGUACUGGGUAGAUGGCUACAACGAAAGAAACAAUGUAGAUGAAUGGAAAUUUUCAGACGAUACUUUGGUCCCCAUGGACAAACAUUUCUGGAAAGAGCAUGCUCCAAACGAAAAGGAAGGUGAUCCAUUUUGCAUUCGUAUGGUACGUCACAGUGGUGAUGAAAUAGGGGACCAUCGUUUCGACGAUACCAAGUGCUCGAAUACAUUUGGUUAUAUAUGUGAACAAAAUUAACAUUAAACCAAAUGCAAAUGUAUCGUGAUUAGCUCACUUUGGUUGGACACAGUAAUCACAUAUUUUCAUGUUCCAAAACCCGAACAGGAUGUCAUACUGUGCUUGUGAUAAUUGAGCCGCGUCAUAACAAAACCAACAUAAUGGGUGUGCGACCAGCAUGGAUCCAGACCAGCCUGCGUAUCCGCGCAGUCUGAUCAGGAUCCAUGCUGUUCGCUUACAACUCUAUAACAAGUAGAGAAAACGAUACUGACAGCGAACAGCAUGGACCCUGAUCAAACUGCGCGGAUGCGCAGGCUGGUCUGGAUCCAUGCUGGUCGCACACCCAUUAUGUUGCUUUUGUCGUGACGCGGCUCAUAUGUUUUCUAGGAAUACGUUCUUGUAAUCUAAUCUUUGUUUUCCUUGAUAUUGUGCAAUACUAAUUUUAUUCAAAACGAAGUCUUUUCCUUUUGGGUAUUGAGCUGAAAUGUCCUUUAUUUAGCAGGAAGUUCUAUAAAUAAAACACAAAGCAAUACUUUUUUAACUCUAAGUUGAACAUUAUAUGACCUUGCAAUAUGGCGUUAUAUAUUGAUAAUUACAAUAUAUAAAGUUUAAAGUGAAUAUCUUUUACACUUUUUUUCUAAGAAAAUAGUCUAUUUUAAAAAGAUCUUAUAACAUGUAACAGCUAGUAGACAGGACUGACUUUGAGAAUUUGGCUCCCUAUAAGAUGCUAGAGGCAUUUUGUAGUACAAGUGGUAUCUUGGUGUAUUUAACCUAUUUAAGGUAUGCUGAAUCCGGUAAAAGUGGAUACCAAAUUGAAAAAUUUGAUCUUCACCAUUGAAAUGGCCAUUUGAAAUGACCACUAAAAUGGGCGCCAAAUUUCUUUAUCAUAAAUGGAUGAUAUAUCAAAUAAAACUUUUAAGGAAAGGAAAAGCCUGAAAUUUGUCACAAAGCAUGUUUAGGUAAAAACAAAUUAGAAACCAAAACAGAAUUAAAAAAACAAAACAAUCCAAUAUGGCCGAAUAAUCCAAGAUGGUGGACAUUUAUCUAUAGGCCAAUAUAAUACUAAUAUAGAAGCAAUAUUAAAGAUAGUACUGAAAAUUUUAAGGCAUUUUAAACAUAAGAGACCUGUAUACACUUCACUCUUCCCUGCCCUAUCUGCUUGAUAUAGGGCUUUCAUGUAUUUUAUC
This is a messenger RNA of Ruditapes philippinarum (Manila clam), 1594 nucleotides long. RefSeq lists its product as uncharacterized. NCBI's taxonomy places the organism in Eukaryota, Metazoa, Mollusca, Bivalvia, Venerida, Veneridae. Bases 18 to 428 code for a protein of 136 amino acids. The transcript has 2 exons. The record is from RefSeq and is a predicted model, not a curated record.